CAAACACCAAGUAAACAACAUUUUCACUAAUUAGCCACAUUCAAUAACUGAGAGUACUAAUUAACUCUGAAAAAUGGCUAAGUUUGGUGCAUCCUCAAUUGCUCUUGUUCUCACAUUGAACAUACUCUUCUUCACUAUGGUUAGUUCCACUUAUGUCCCAUGCCCACCACCCCCACACCACAAACCCCACCCUACCCCUACCCCCUCUACACCAUCUACCCCCUCUACACCAUCUACCCCCUCCACCCCAUCAACCCCAUCAUCAAAGAGUAAGUGCCCGAAGGACACACUAAAGCUAAAAGUGUGUGCCAAUUUGUUGAAUGACUUAGUGCACCUUGUUAUUGGAAGUAGCCCAGCUAAAACACCAUGCUGCUCUCUAAUUCAAGGACUUGCUGAUCUUGAUGCUGCUGUUUGCCUUUGCACUGCCAUUAAAGCCAAUGUGUUGGGAAUUAACCUAAAUGUUCCACUUUCACUCAGCUUGUUGCUCAACAACUGUGGAAAGUAUGCCCCAAAGAAUUUCCAAUGCGUAUAAGCCAUUGGUUCUUUCAUUAUUCAGUAUGUUUGGUAUUUUGUGUGUUUUUGAUGCUUAUUUGUCAGGGAAUUUAUUUUAUUCUAAUUGGUUAGAAAGUAUAGGCUCGUUUGCCUUGUUUUCCAUCCGUGUAUCCAUUUCCUAUUUGUAAUAAAUUUGAUAUCUACUGAUAAGUUAUGAUUA
Molecule: messenger RNA, 712 nt
Organism: Lycium ferocissimum
Lineage: Eukaryota; Viridiplantae; Streptophyta; Magnoliopsida; Solanales; Solanaceae
Product: 14 kDa proline-rich protein DC2.15-like
Exons: 1
Coding region: 74-532 (152 amino acids)
Source: RefSeq, a predicted model, not a curated record